Messenger RNA from Paramecium pentaurelia, 945 nucleotides. Lineage: Eukaryota; Ciliophora; Oligohymenophorea; Peniculida; Parameciidae. The record is from the annotation of a GenBank genome assembly.
AAUGUCUAACAUGAAUAAGCCUCCUCUUGUAAUUAUUCAUCCACUUGUUUUGAUCUCAGUAGUAGAUCACUAUAAUCGUAUAAUAUCAAAAACACAACAACCUAGAGUAGUUGGUGCAUUGUUGGGUACAUUAUACAAUUUGAAUCUUAGGUGAAAGAAAGGCUGAUGGUGUUAUUGAUAUUACCAAUAGUUAUGCAUUACCUUUUGAAGAGGAUCCAAAGGAUUAGAAUAUAUGGUAUUUAGAUCACAUUUACAAUGAAACACUAUUUGAAUUACAUAGAAAAGUAUCAAUAUUAUCUAAUAAUUAGAUUAAUAUCAAUGAAAAGAUAGUUGGAUGGUAUUCUACAGGAUCAAGAUUCAAACCAAAUGAUAUUCAAAUCAAUCAAAUAUUUUACAAGUAUACAACUACUCCAAUUUUUGUGAUUAUCGAUGUUCAUCAAUUUGAUCCAUUAUCACUUCCAACUGAAGCUUAUACAUCAGUUGAUGAAAUCUCUAAAUCAGGAGAAAUAGUCUAAAACUUUGUGCAUAUUCCUUCUACUGUAUAAGCAUUUGAACCUGAAGAAAUUGGAGUUGAAUAACUAUUAAGAGAAAUUAAUAAUGUAGAUACAUAAUCACUUUCAGCUAAAGCCGAAUAAAAGAUAAAUGGAGUCAAAGGAAUGAAUAAGAAGAUUGCUCAAAUUUAAUAAUACUUAAAUCUUAUAUAAUAAGGUAAAGUGAAACCUAAUUAACUUAUUAUAAACAAUUUACAAGUAACUACUAAUAAUAAGUCUAGGAAAUUCUGAAUUACUUACCAAAUUUAGGUUCUUAAGAUGUGGUUUAAGCAUUCACUACCAAAAAUAAUGAUAAUAUGUUGACCAUAUAUUUGGCAUCAUUAAUGAGAAGUAUUAUUGCCUAUCACAAUUUAAUAAAUAAUUAAGCUUAAUAAGAAAAAAAAGUAAAGUGAUA